Molecule: messenger RNA, 5606 nt
Organism: Entelurus aequoreus (snake pipefish)
Lineage: Eukaryota; Metazoa; Chordata; Actinopteri; Syngnathiformes; Syngnathidae
Gene: ntd5
Product: ntl-dependent gene 5
Exons: 8
Coding region: 39-1100 (353 amino acids)
Cellular component (GO): extracellular region
Molecular function (GO): peptidase inhibitor activity
Source: RefSeq, a predicted model, not a curated record
ACCCCUCCUCAGAAGGUUGCAGGCCUGCUUGGAGGAGGAUGGACUCUGCUCUGCUGCUGCUCUCCUUCUGGGCCCUCGCCGCCACUGUGGCCCCGCAGCCUCCAGAGUCGUGCCCAGAGAGACUAGUGGGAGAAGAGAGGAAGAGGACGUGUCCCCGACCUUGUAAAGUGGACAAAGACUGUGGCAGCAAGCGUCAAUGUUUGUGUGACGGCCAGUGUGGUCUCAGCUGUGUGGCUCCAGGUCGUACCUGUCCGUGGCCUUUGACCCCAAGCGCGGACUGGGAGUCCCGCCUCCUGUCGCCCACCCACUCCUUCUCCGCCCUGCUGGAGGUGCGCUGCAAGUCAGGAUUGUCUCUGCCCAGCGGUCUGGAUGCCACCAUUCGCCGUUGCCAAGGCGACCGCCAGUGGAGCGGGGAGGAGCCUACCUGCACAGAGGCCGCGCCUCCCACCGCCGCCCUGACCUGCCCGCUUCCGGAGGACGCCGGCGGCAACUUCCUCAUCGAAGGCGACGGCGCCGUGGGCACAGCCAUCCGCUACAGCUGCCUGCCAGGGACCCACUUGGUCGGGAGCUCGGAAAACUACUGCCAGGAUGACCGACGAUGGCAGUACCCGCACCCCGCCUGCCGAAAGUUGUACUGUGCACCCCCCAAUGAGGUGGUGCAGGGCUACGUGGUGGCCGUCCAGAAGACGGAGUACGAGGUGGGCUUUGACAUCCAUUACCUCUGCAAGAAGAACUUCUGGCUGGACGGAGCCCAGAAGGUCACCUGCUUGUCCAACGGCAGCUGGAGUGCAGCGCCACCUUCCUGCAGGGCUCGCUGCCUGAUCCCCGCCCAGAGGAGCCGCGUGAUGAUUGACGGCGUGAAGCGUUGGCCCUUUGACGUGACGGACGCCAUGGUGCCUCACGGACACAACGUCACCUUCUACUGCAAACACCCGCAGCACCUUUGCAGCUUCACCUCCACCCACACCUGCCAUGAUGGCCAGCUGCCUCCACCCGCCUGCUACCUGGAGCCCACGUGGCUGCAGUACAAACUCUUCCCUCACCGCCUGGUCUCUGAGAUCCUAGCCUGCCCCGACACACCCGGGGACCCAACCUUGUGACCGCCUCACCUUCAUCACCUCACUCUGACCUCCCAGGAGACACUUCAUUAGGUACACCUGCUGGUUGUUGUUGCCCUUUGCAAGAUGGCCGCCCACAACAAAUACAGUAGAACCCGUUUACUUCAACAUAACCCAAACAUGUUAAUGUUAGCAUGCUAACGUUAGCAUCAUAACUGGAAAGUUAGCGUUCUUCUAAAAAUGGCGUCAAGUAUUAAAAGCCAUCAUUUUUAUGUUGGAAUGAAUGAAAUGAGCAAAAAUGCUGGCAUUAAUUAUUGCCGUGCUAACAUUAGCAUUAUAACGUAGAAAAAGUUAGCAUUCUGCUAAAUAUGCCGUCAAGUAUUGAAAGCCACAAUUUUUAUGUUGGAAUGAGCAAAAAUGCUAGCAUAAAUUAUUGCUGUGCUAACGUUAGCAUUAUAACGUACGAAAAGUUAGCGUUCUUCUUAAACUGGCGUCAUGUAUUGAAAUCCAUAGUUUUUUGUUUGAAUAAAGGGAAUUAGCAAAAAUGCUGACGUAAAUUAAUACUGUGCUAACGUUAGCAUUAUAACGUAGGAAAAGUUAGCGUUCUUCUUAAACUGCCAUCAAGUAUUGAAAUCCAUAGUUUUUUGUUUGAAUAAAGGGAAUUAGCAAAAAUGCUAACGUAAAUUAAUACUGUGCUAACGUUAGCAUUAUAACGUAGGAAAAGUUAGCGUUCUUCUUAAACUGGCGUCAAGUAUUGAAAUCCAUAGUUUUUUGUUUGAAUAAAGGGAAUUAGCAAAAAUGCUAACGUAAAUUAAUACUGUGCUAACGUUAGCAUUAUAACGUAGGAAAAGUUAGCGUUCUUCUUAAACUGGCGUCAAGUAUUGAAAUCCAUAGUUUUUUGUUUGAAUAAAGGGAAUUAGCAAAAAUGCUAACGUAAAUUAAUACUGUGCUAACAUUAGCAUUAUAACAUAGGAAAAGUUAGCAUUCUUUUAAAAAUGGCGUCAAGUAUUAAAAGCCAUAGUUUUUUGGUUGGAAUGAAUGAAAUGAGCAAAAAUGCUAGCAUAGGUUAUUACCGCGCUAACUUUAGCAUUAUACCGUAGGAAAAGUUAGCGUUCCUCUAAAACUGGCGUCAAGUAUUGAAAUCCAUAGUUUUUUGUUUGAAUAAAGGGAAUUAGCAAAAAUGCUAACGUAAAUUAUUACUGUGCUAACGGCAGCAUUGUAACAGGAAAAGUUAGCGUUUUUCUAAAAAUGGCGACAAGUAUUGAAAGCCACAAUUUUUAUGUUGGAAUGAGCAAAAAUGCUAGCAUAAAUUAUUGCUGUGCUAAUGUUAGCAUUAUAACGUAGGAAAAGUUAGCGUUCUUCUUAAACUGGCGUCAAGUAUUGAAAUCCAUAGUUUUUUGUUUGAAUAAAGGGAAUUAGCAAAAAUGCUAACGUAAAUUAAUACUGUGCUAACGUUAGCAUUAUAACGUAGGAAAAGCUAGCAUUCUUUUAAAAAUGGCGUCAAGUAUUAAAAGCCAUAGUUUUUGGGUUGGAAUGAAUGAAAUGAGCAAAAAUGCUAGCAUAAGUUAUUACCGCGCUAACUUUAGCAUUAUAACGUAGGAAAAGUUAGCGUUCCUCUAAAACUGGCGUCAAGUAUUGAAAUCCAUAGUGUUUUGUUUGAAUAAAGGGAAUUAGCAAAAAUGCUAACAUAAAUUAUUACUGCGCUAACGGCAGCAUUGUAACAGGAAAAGUUAGCGUUUUUCUAAAAAUGCCGACAAGUAUUAACAGCCAUCAUUUUUAUGUUGGAAUGAAAGAAAUUAGCAAAAAUGCUAGCAUUAAUUAUUACCGUGCUAACAUUAGCAUUAUAACGUAGAAAAAGUUAGCAUUCUGCUAAAUAUGCCGUCAAGUAUUGAAAGUCACAAUUUUUAUGUUGGAAUGAGCAAAAUGCUAGCAUAAAUUAUUGCUGUGCUAACGUUAGCAUUAUAACGUAGGAAAAGUUAGCGUUCUUCUUAAACUGGCGUCAAGUAUUGAAAUCCAUAGUUUUUUGUUUGAAUAAAGGGAAUUAGCAAAAAUGCUAACGUAUAUUAAUACUGUGCUAACGUUAGCAUUAUAACGUAGGAAAAGCUAGCAUUCUUUUAAAAAUGGCGUCAAGUAUUAAAAGCCAUAGUUUUUGGGUUGGAAUGAAUGAAAUGAGCAAAAAUGCUAGCAUAAGUUAUUACCGCGCUAACUUUAGCAUUAUAACGUAGGAAAAGUUAGCGUUCCUCUAAAACUGGCGUCAAGUAUUGAAAUCCAUAGUUUUUUGUUUGAAUAAAAGGAAUUAGCAAAAAUGCUAACGUAAAUUAUUACUGUGUUAACGCCAGCAUUGUAACAGGAAAAGUUAGCGUUUUUCUAAAAAUGGCGAUAAGUAUUAACAGCCAUCAUUUUUAUGUUGGAAUGAAUGAAAUGAGCAAAAAUGCUAGCAUUAAUUAUUACCGUGCUAACGUUAGCAUUAUAACACAGGAAAAGUUACCAUUCUUCUAAAAAUGGUAUUGAAAGCCAUCAUUUUUAUGUUGGAAUAAGGGACAAGCAGUAGAAAAUGGAUGGAUAGAUGGAUGAAUGAAAUGAGCAAAAAUGCUAGCAUAAAUUAUUUUUGGACUGAUGUUAGCAUUUAUAACGUGGGAAUAGUUAGUGUUCUUCUAAAAAUGGCGUCAAGUAUUAGAAGCCAUAGUUUUUUGGUUUGAAUGAAGGGAAUUAGCAAAAAUGCUAACAUAAAUUGUUACCGUGCUAAUGCUGGCAAAGUUAGCGUUUUUCUAAAAAUGGCGUCAAGUGAAAGCCAUCAUUUUUAUGUUGGAAUAAGCGGUAGAAAAUGGAUGGAUGAAUGAAUGAAAUGAGCAAAAAUGCUAGCAUAAAUUAUUGCAGUGCUAACGUUAGCAUUAUAACACAGGAAAAGUUAGCAUUCUUCUAAAAAUGGCGUCAAGUAAUGAAAGCCAUAAUUUUUAUGUUGGAAUGAAUGAAAUGAGCAAAAAUGCUAACAUAAAUUAUUACCGUACUAAUGUUAGCAUUUAUAAUGUGGGAAAAGUUAGUGUUCUUCUAAAAAUGGCGUCAAGUAUUAAAAGCCAUAGUUUUUAUGUUGGAAUGAAGAGAAUUAGCAAAAAUGUUACCAUAAAUUAUUACCGCGCUAACCUUAGCAUUCUGCUAAAAUGGCGCCAAGUAUUAAAAGCCAUAAUUUUUUUGUUUGAAUGAAGGGAAUUAGCAAUAAUGCUAGCAUAAAUUAUUGCCGUGCUAACGUUAGCAUUAUAACGCAGAAAAAGUUAGCAUUCUGCUAAAUAUGCCGUCAUGUAUUGAAAGACAUAAUUUUUAUGUUGGAAUGAAUGAAAUGAGCAAAAAUUCUAGCAUAACUUUAGCAUUUAUAACGUGGGAACAGUUAGCGUUCUUCUAAAAAUGGCAUCAAGUAUUAAAAGCUAUGAUGUUUAGGCUUAAAUUAAUACAAUUUGCCAGAAUCUUAGCAGAAAACAUUCGCCUGCAAACAUUAGCAUGCUAACAUGAAAAUAAGUUGGCGUCAAGUAUCAAAAGACGUUACUUUAGGUUUGAAAUAAUACAAUUAGCAAAAAUCCCAACAUAAAACAUUAGCAUGCUAACAUAGGAACAUUUAACAUAAGACUAAGAUGACGUCAAGUACUAAAAGCUUUUAGGUUUGAAUAAGUAAAAUAAGCAUAAAACAUUAGCAUGCUAACAUCAGCAUGCAAACAUAGAAACACUUAGCAUACGUCUAAGAUGGCGUCAAGUACGGAAAGCCAUGGCUUUUAGGUUUAACUGAAUUAGAUGAGUAAAAAUGCUCACAAAAAACAUCAGCAUGUUAACAUUAGCAUGCUAACAUGAAAAUAAGUUGGCGUAAUUCUAAAAUGGCGUCAAAAAUCAAGACGUUAUUUUUAGGUUUGAACUAAUAAAAUUAGCAAAAACCCCAACAUAAAACAUUAGCAUGCUAACAUACUUCUAAGAUGGCGUCAAGUAUUAAAAGCUUUUAGUUUUGAAUAAGUAAAAUAAGCAAAAUUCUUUAGCAUAAAACAUUAGCAUGCUAACAUCAGCAUGCAAACAUAGGAACACUUAGCAUACGUCUAAGAUGGCGUCAAGUACGGAAAGCCAUAGCUUUUAGGUUUGAAUAAGUAAAAUAAGCAAACAUUUUAGCAUAAAACAUUAGCAUGCUAACAUAGGAACAUUUAACAUACUUCUAAGGUGGCAUCAAGUAUUAAAAGCCAUGGCUUUUAGGCUUGAAUAAGUAAAAUAAGCAAACAUUUUAGCAUGCUAACAUUAGUCGACCUUAUAUGACAGACAUGUAGAUUAUGUUUAUGUUGACGUUUUAGACAAGUUGUCGACAUAAUGGGGUUCUACGGUAUUUAAUUGGCUAUGUCACUACUUUGCUUUGUCACCUUGAAACACAAAGCUAAGAUGCUAUGUUCAGCUAGCUUAGCAUAGCUAGCUAGCUAUCUUUCAUGUGCAAAAUGUUUUAAAGUGUCCUUCAAUAUUUUUUAUUAUUUCUAUAUUUCCUCUUCUUCACGUUUUAUAUUGAUUUGAAAUAAACUUUUGUCAACA